Thyridium curvatum is the source of this 2535-nucleotide messenger RNA. RefSeq lists its product as uncharacterized. The record is from RefSeq and is a predicted model, not a curated record. Lineage: Eukaryota; Fungi; Ascomycota; Sordariomycetes; Thyridiales; Thyridiaceae. Gene Ontology annotation, molecular function: protein binding. Bases 1 to 2535 code for a protein of 844 amino acids. The transcript is spliced from 2 exons.
AUGGAUCGCCGGCAUUCCGGGACUGCUGUUGCUCAUACCAGCGCCCGACUGCCGCCAGCCUCCUCGAGACAGGAUGGCUCCGUCCUUAUGACGAAUGACAGCUCUACCAAGCACGACAUAGACCAGCGCCUCCUCGCCGCCCUUCAUAACCAGCCUCAACACCAACACCACCUCCAACAACAACAACAACAAGAAAGACCGCAGCAGGCAAAGAACAGCAGCAACAACGCUCCCGACACACCGCCUGCCGACGACCACGAUGCCGGCGAGCUAGGCGCGCAGAGGAUCGACAAGGAGACCAACUGCGACAGGAGACGGCCCGAAGAAGGAAACCACUCGAGGCUGCCCAACAUGUCCACCACCCUCGUCAGCCACACCGUCACCCCUUUCCUCAAGGACCACAUCCCCAGGGUCUAUGCGCCUCUGGCCAAGUCCAACCCCGAAACCUCCGGCAUCAAAACCCAGAACAAAGAUGCGGUCAACAGCAGGUUCUGCUACCGCCACCGGCCGGACUCCAAGUGCCGGAGGGCCGCCGAUGAGUCCAAGAUGGUGUCUAUUCAGAAUAGAACCUCGUUACUGACAGAGAGGCUCUUUGCGAUCAAGGAACUCGAGAGACUCCCCACCGCCGACCAACAAGCCAUCACCCACGUCUGGUCCCUCUUCUCGGCCGCCCCGUCCAGGCACAGAGACCUGAUGCUCAAGGGCAUCAUCACGCAGUGCUGCUUCCCGCAGCUCUCGACCGUGUCCCGCGAGGUCCACGACCAGCUCAAGAUCGACUUCAUCACCGCCCUGCCGGCCGAGAUCUCGUACAAGAUCCUCUGCUACCUCGACACCGUCUCCCUCUGCAAGGCCGCGCAGGUCAGCCGCCAGUGGCGCCAGCUCGCCGACGACGACCACGUGUGGCACCGCAUGUGCGAGCAGCACAUCGACCGCAAGUGCACAAAGUGCGGCUGGGGCCUGCCGCUGCUCGAGCGCAAGAAGCUGCGCGACUGGAAGCGCCAGCAGCAGCUGCACAAGAACCGCACCCGGGAGGAGGACAAGAACCGCCGGCCGACGGCCGCCCCCACCGUGCCGGCGCCCUUCUCGCCGCGGUCGCCGAGCCCGCCCGUCGUCAAGCGGGACGCGAGCGAGCUGGCGGACGACGACGCCUCGAGCAAGCGGCGGUGCACCAACAAGGUCGGCGACGGCGAGCCUACCUCUUCUGCCGACGCCUCGACCCAGCAACAGCAACAUCAACAACGACAACAGCAGGAACUGUCGACGAGGACGUCGGCGGAGCGCGAGCGCAAGUUCUGGAAGGACGUCUACAGGGACAGGUUCAAGAUCGGGUCCAACUGGAAGUACGGGCGGUGCACGCAAAAGACGUUCCGCGGGCACGAGAACGGCGUGACGUGCCUGCAGCUCGACGAGACGAUGCUGGCGACGGGCUCGUACGACGCGACCAUCAAGCUGUGGAACAUCGAGACGGGCGAGGAGAUCCGCACGCUGCGGGGCCACACGCGCGGCAUCCGGGCGCUGCAGUUCGACGACAAGAUCCUGGUCAGCGGCAGCCUCGACAGCACGGUCAAGAUCUGGAACUGGCACACGGGCGACCUGCUCAGCACGCUGCAGUGCCACACCGAGGGCGUCAUCAGCGUGCACUUUGAGGGCGAGUGGCUCGUCACGGGCUCGAUCGACAAGACGGUCAAAGUGUUCAACCUCAAGACGCGCGAGUCGUUCUGCCUCCGGGGCCACACGGACUGGGUCAACCACGUGCGCGUCUGCACGGCGUCCAACACCAUCUUCUCGGCCUCGGACGACUGCCGCGUCAAGAUCUGGGACCUCGAGACGCGCACCUGCAUCCGCACUUUCGUCGGCCACGUCGGCCACGUCCAGCAGGUCCUGCCGCUGCCGCCGGACUUUGAGCCCGACGACGAGCUGCUGCCGGGCGCGCCGGUCGACAACACGGACGCCGCGUCGACGGCCAGCGGGCGCAGCGGCACGCCCGCCGCGACCGCCACGGCGCUCAUCAACGGCGGCCGCACCGCCGCCUCGUCCUGUCUGCCCGUGCGCCCCGCGCCGGAGUCGUCGGCGAGCGGCUGCUCCUCCUCCUCCUCCUCCCAGCAGCAGCAGCAGCAGCCGCCGCCGGCGUGCGAGGGCGAGCUGCGCGCGUGCUACGGCGCGGCCUUCCAGGCGGACCCGGAGCGGCAGCUGCCCUCGCGGUACAUCCUGAGCAGCGGGCUCGACAGCACGAUCCGGCUGUGGGACAGCGCGACGGGCCGGUGCAUCAAGACCUUCUUCGGGCACCUCGAGGGGAUCUGGGGCCUCGUGGGCGACACGCUGCGCGUCGUGUCGGGCGCCAACGACGCCAUGGUGAAAGUGUGGGAGCCGCGCAGCGGCAAGUGCGAGAGGACGUUUACGGGCCACCGGGGCCCCGUGACGUGCGUCGGGCUCAGCGACUCGCGGAUGGCGAGCGGGAGCGAGGACGGCGAGGUGAGGCUGUACAGCUUUCAGGAUAUGCAGGGGCGGAUGGAGGAGCUGGGGACGCCGAGCUGA